Messenger RNA from Sorghum bicolor (sorghum), 873 nucleotides. RefSeq names its product receptor-like protein 12. The transcript has a single exon. The record is from RefSeq and is a predicted model, not a curated record. NCBI's taxonomy places the organism in Eukaryota, Viridiplantae, Streptophyta, Magnoliopsida, Poales, Poaceae. Gene Ontology annotation, molecular function: protein binding. Bases 1 to 873 code for a protein of 290 amino acids.
AUGUUUUGGGGUCACAUUCCAGUGGAAUUUGCGAAUCUGAUUAAUCUUCAGUAUUUGGACCUCGCCUACAAUAACUUCUCAGGCGUCAUACCAAAAUCUAUUGUCAACUGGAAGAGGAUGACAUUAACAGUAACAGGUGACAACGAUGAUGACUAUGAAGAUCCACUGGGUUCUGGAAUGGUAAUUGAUGCAAAUGAAAUGAUGGAUUAUAAUGACAGUUUUACUGUAGUCACAAAAGGUCAAGAGCAGCUAUACACAGGAGAAAUAAUUUAUAUGGUGAAUCUGGAUUUAUCUUGUAACAGUCUUACUGGUGAGAUACCUGAAGAGAUCUGCACUCUUGUUGCACUGAAUAAUUUGAACUCGUCAUGGAAUGCCUUAAGUGGAGAAAUUCCUAGAAAAGUUGGUGACUUGGCACAAGUAGAAUCCCUCGACCUAUCACACAAUGAGCUAUCCGGUGAAAUCCCCACAGGCUUAUCAGCUCUCACAUAUUUGAGCCACUUGAACCUGUCAUAUAACAAUCUAUCAGGAAAGAUACCAUCUGGAAAUCAGCUGCAAGUGCUAGAUGAUCAGGCAUCAAUCUAUAUCGGCAACCCAGGUCUCUGCGGUUCUCCUCUCAAAAAGAAAUGUCCUGAAACGAACCUGGUCCCUUCUGUUGCAGAAGGUCACAAGGAUGGAAGCGGUGAUGUUUUCCAUUUCCUCGGUAUGAGUUCCGGAUUUGUGAUAGGGCUCUGGACAGUCUUCUGCAUCCUCUUGUUCAAGACUAAAUGGAGAAUGGUUUGCUUCACGUUUUAUGAUACAUUGUAUGACUGGGUUUACGUGCAAGCAGCUCUUGGUUUGGCUUCUUUGACAAGAAGAAUGGAUACCAGGAGUUGA